UACCCAGACAACCGAAUUUAAUAUACACUGAAAUAAAGAACAGCUGAUGCAUCAGAGUCACCGGCGAAAUGUCAAAAUCAUCAAGACAAAUUACGCUACGAGUUCAGUCACCCGAAGGAACAAAAAGAAUUGAUGUUGAUCCUACAGACACUGUCUGCAGUCUUUUUGAAAAGAUUUAUGAAGUAUUUCAAUUGAAAAGCUUUGGGUUCAGUUUAUUCAAACAAAGAAACCACAAAGAUGAACUUAUAUCCAGCAAAAGUAAAUCAGUUUCUGCGUGCGGACUUGGACAUGGUGACAUGCUUUAUCUUGCUCCAGUUAACGGUACUCUUCUGUGGAACUCUCCCUCAACUAGUGCCGCAGAUCCAAUUCCCAUGGAUGUGACACCAAGUACCAGCAAAGGGUUGCCAUCAACAUCAACGGCAGUAGCAUCAGUACCUGUGACUGUAAGACCGAUAACCAAUUUGGAGAUCGAUGACGUGGACGAGCAGCUGUGGAAAAUGGAUGGAAAAAUCCAACGCAAACGCGAUGAAAAACUGUGCAGGCACGGAGCCAAUGGCUGCUGUGUCCACUGCUCACCGUUAGAACCAUUUGAUGAAUCGUAUUUGAGAGAACAAAAUGUAAAACAUUUGUCAUUUCAUUCUUAUCUCAGGAAACUCACUGCCGGAGUUGAUAGAGGAAAAUUCCUACAACUAGAAGACAUCAGCUGUCGCAUAAAAAGAGGGUGCAAAGAUCAUCCACCUUGGCCACGUGGUAUUUGCAGUAAAUGUCAACCAAACGCAAUAACGCUCAAUCGUCAACCUUACCGUCACAUUGACAACGUUGUCUUUGAGAACGCGAGUUUAGUCGAGCGUUUUCUUAAUUACUGGCGAAGCACAGGGCAUCAGCGCUUGGGUUACCUGUACGGUAGAUACGAAAUUCACUCAGACGUUCCUCUGGGAAUACGAGCUGUUGUCGCUGCGAUAUAUGAACCUCCUCAGGAGAGUACAAGAGACUCAAUAUCACUCUUACCAGAUGAAAGAGAACCAUUAGUCCAAGAAUUAGCUCAACAACUUGAUCUGAGAAGAGUCGGUUGGAUAUUUACUGAUUUGAUUGCUGAUGAUGUUAAGAAAGGGACCGUAAAACAUGUCCGGAACAUCGAGAGUCACUUCCUUUCUGCUCAAGAGUGCAUCAUGGCCGGUCACUAUCAGAACCAACAUCCAAACCCAUGUCGUUUUUCACCCAGUGGAAGUUUUGGUUCUAAAUUCGUCACUGUCUGUGUAACAGGGGACGACAAGAAUCAAGUCCACAUGGAAGGGUAUCAAGUAUCAAACCAAUGUAUGGCGCUAGUACGUGAUGACUGUCUAGUGCCCACCAAAGAUGCUCCAGAACUUGGGUACGUUCGUGAAUCCACAGACAAGCAGUACGUUCCAGAUGUUUACUACAAGGAGAAAGAUUCCUAUGGAAAUGAAGUAUCUAGACUGGCCAGACCACUACCUGUCGAGUACUUGUUGGUUGAUGUCCCAGCUUCUACACCACUGACACCUCAGUUUACAUUUUUCGCCAGCGAUAAUGUCACUCCUUUCCCUGUGGAAAACAGAUUGGUCGAUGGACAGAUCCAGGAAUUCAAUUCCCUGUGCACGUACAUGCAGCAAUUUGGACCAGAUCAGUUUUUGGAAGCCAUAUCAGACUUUCAUCUGCUACUUUUCAUCACAACAAUGGACAUGCUGCCAAUGAAAGAUCACAUGUCGCCGCUGUUGGAGGCCAUCAGACAGAAUGACAGACAGAAAGCCCUCGAGUGGGCUCGGAGCGAGCAUUGGGCGACUGUAGAACAGUUGAUAUCUGCGACGACAGCUUCUGCCCCUUUGGCUUCUCAGUCCGUUUCCUUUGGCAACGACGGCAGCUCGUCUGCUGGUCCUGGAGUUGGAAUUGGCGUCGGCACCGGUUCCAGUGUCAAUGCCGCGGCCACCCAACCGCUGUGGACGUGUCCUCAUUGCACGUUUUUGAAUCCUGCUGAAUUAGGAUCUUGCGAAAUGUGCAGCCUCCCCAGGAUGCUCCUAUGAGAAGAGUCCACCUUUAAUAAAUUAUGGAAAUAUCCAAGUUUAGUUUAUGAGAGCAAGUGAGAGAUACAUCAUGCUGUCCGCUGAUUACAACUGAUUUAAAUAUUAUCGCGUAACAAAAUAAACUUUUUGAUAAAAUAAAAAAUAAAUAACCACCAAGGCACCACAUAAUCUUACAAUUUUUAUUUAUAAAACUUUUAAGAAGUGACAAACUGUGAUACAGGAGUGAAAAAAAAAUAACAAAUACUUUGCUUGUAUUAAAAAAGAAUAAUUAAUGGUCGAUCUUUAAUUAAUCAAUCAGUUAUAGGAAAAUAUUAACUGGAGUAUAAAUUGUUUGGUUGUAAUCGCAUGUCGGUGAAAAAUUUAGGGUGACUUUCUCAUCAACAGUUGGUUUACUUGGUGAUAAUUAAUAUAAUAUAAUAUAAUAUAAUAAUAAUUAUUAUUAAUUACUGAUUAUUGAAUAUUGAAUGAAUAAAGCGG
Microplitis demolitor is the source of this 2516-nucleotide messenger RNA. It is a transcript of the gene Npl4, whose product is annotated as nuclear protein localization protein 4 homolog. Gene Ontology annotation, biological process: ubiquitin-dependent protein catabolic process. NCBI's taxonomy places the organism in Eukaryota, Metazoa, Arthropoda, Insecta, Hymenoptera, Braconidae. The record is from RefSeq and is a predicted model, not a curated record. Gene Ontology annotation, cellular component: nucleus. Gene Ontology annotation, molecular function: ubiquitin protein ligase binding; ubiquitin binding. The transcript is spliced from 12 exons. The coding region runs from base 69 to 2039 and encodes 656 amino acids.